CCAAGAGGGUGGAAAGCGGGAAGUCUUCGGGUCGUCGUUGCUCGCAGCACCCGGGGGAAGGCGUUCAUCGCUACGUACGUCGCCUCGGCCGGCCGCUCCGGAGCGGUGCAAAGGUGUGCGUGGGGGCGCGGGAGGGUUGGCUUCUUCGUCGCUCUUCCCCCCUUUCCCGCACAGCUCGGUGGUGCGGUUCCGGGUCAGGUCUAAGGCGAGGCGGUGUGAAGUACUGUCAGUGCCGUGCUGCGAGGUUCAGCCCAGUGCCGGUACCGGGAGCCGCCCCACCGCCAUCGCCAUGGAGCCCCAUCGCUGGCUGCCUCUGGAGGCCAACCCCGACGUCACGAACCAGUUUCUUAAACAGUUAGGUAUACAUCCUGACUGGCAAUUUGUAGAUGUUUAUGGUAUGGAACCAGAACUGCUUAGCAUGGUGCCAAGACCUGUCUGUGCAGUGCUACUUCUCUUUCCAAUAACCGAAAAGUAUGAAACCUUCAGAACAGAAGAAGAAGAGAGAAUAAAAGCUAAGGGACAAGAUGUCAAAUCAUCAGUCUAUUUCAUGAAGCAGACCAUUAACAAUGCUUGUGGAACAAUUGGGCUAAUUCAUGCUAUUGCAAACAACAGAGAUAAAAUGAACUUUGAAACUAAUUCUUCGCUGAAGAAGUUCCUAGAAGAUUCGUUAUCUAUGACUCCUGAAGAGAGGGCCAAAUAUCUAGAAACUUAUGAAGCUAUUCGUGUCACUCAUGAAUCCAGUGCGCAUGAAGGUCAGACUGAGGCACCAAGUAUAGAUGAAAAAGUAGAUCUUCACUUUAUUGCAUUAGUUAAUGUAGGUGGUCACCUCUAUGAAUUGGAUGGGCGCAAGCCAUUUCCAAUAAACCAUGGGGAAACUAGUGACGAUUCUUUUUUAGAGGAUGCAAUAGAAGUUUGCAAGAAAUUCAUGGAACGUGACCCAGAAGAAUUAAGAUUUAAUGCAAUUGCACUGUCUGCAGCUUAAAAGCAUCCAGUGGGGUUAAUCUGUUGCAAUGUAUUGUAACAAUAAAACUGUUGCCAUAUGUUAAUAAUACAAAUUUUGAUACUUCCCUAACAUGUUGAUUAAUUGUAGCAUACAUGGAAUAAACUUUGCAUUUGUCCUUGCGAUAUCUUCCUGCUUGUUCCUAAAGCAACUUUGGAUAUUAUAUACACGCAUAGCAUUUUGUGCAAGACUUACUAUGUGGUGGGUUUUUUUCCUUUCCACCCCUUUAAAAGUUUUGGGAAUUACUGUCUGUGAUAUUUCAUCAUAAUAAUGGUGAGUUAGUUCAGAGCAGGACUAACAUUUGUAUCAUUCACAGAUAACGUUUUGAGUGAUGUGGUAUGUUAGUGGAUAAAAAUUUGAAAUAUGAGGCUAUCUCCAUCUUUUAAUUAGAGUGAUACAAGAAUAUUAUAAGAACUUUUGCAGGUGACUUGAAAGACAAAGUGCAUUAUUUAUAAAUAAAUAUAUGGGGAAAAAAAGACAGAAAAAGGACUGUUUCUUCUUACUUGGUGAGCACUAACAUUUUAAAAUUAUGUUAAGCUUUACAUUUUGCAUAAAACUUACUUCUGUUUCGCAAGCCUAAUAACGUUAAUAAAUUGUCAAAAAGCUUUAGUUAAACCAGUGUUUGCUAUUUGUAUAUGUGGGAAAACAACAUGGAUUUUUGCCCCAGAAAAGCCACACUAGGAAUUAAUGUUCAAACAGUAGGACUGUGGAGGGAACACACAGGUGAACACAGCAAUGUGAAGUAUCUCACCUAACUGAAAUAAAUGAUAGAAAAGUAAUGAUUGCUGUAAUGAAGUUUUGUGUAACAAGAACAGGACCAGACUAUAGAUUUUAAGAUAGCCGUGAUGGUCAUUUUUUUUUUUUUUCCUUUAGGAAAGUAAGUUUGUCAGGUGGCAUUACUGAAUGCUAUGUGAUACCCUUCCCCUGUGCCAUCCUUCCCACCCCACUCACUGGAUCUUAAGGUACUGUUGACCAACUUCUACACUUGAAUUAGUAACAACUUGGUUGUGUUGGGGGUUGGGGUGGUUUGGUUUUUUUGGCUAGGCAAUCUUAUGCUUUCGGGUUCUUGUGAAGGUUAGUUUUGUUUAAUGUGCGUGUUUUUGACAUUCCAGAAAAAUAUUCCUUAUUUGUUGCUUUGAAGUGAAAUAAUUCCGGUUUGCUUCCAAUCAAGACCGCUGCCAAAGGAAACUAAACCCUCUGUGUCUCAGAGGGUGCUUUCAUUCUCUCUCAAUUGUCAUUGCAGGAGAAACGAAUGGUGUUAUGCCAGAAGCAAUCUGGCAGAGUUUUCCCUCUUUAUAGAAAAGAAAGAGGCCUGGGAGUCUGUCUUAUCACUUAAGAACAUCUUUUGCACUCUAAAGAAAAAGUCGGAGUGUCUGUCUAAAACAUGUCACCUGGAGAGUCCACUAACAAAAAGAGUCUGUUUUCUAUAAGGGAGCUGGUUGGAAAAGUGAAGGGGAAGAACAACACUAAUGAGAUUCUAUUUUUGAGCACUUUUUCACCCCAGUAAAAUGCAGUACCUUUAAGACUUGCUUUAUGUUGCUAUGCUCAUUAGUAAAGCCAUGAAACUUGCUUUUAAAUAAAAAACAAAGGCUUUAGUAACCAAACCACUGUCUUCCUGCUAAUAUCAGAAAAAUCAAAUAAAAGCUGUCACAAUUUAA
Grus americana (Whooping crane) is the source of this 2658-nucleotide messenger RNA. RefSeq names its product ubiquitin C-terminal hydrolase L3 (gene UCHL3). The record is from RefSeq and is a predicted model, not a curated record. The transcript has 9 exons. Gene Ontology annotation, molecular function: cysteine-type deubiquitinase activity. The coding region runs from base 290 to 982 and encodes 230 amino acids. NCBI's taxonomy places the organism in Eukaryota, Metazoa, Chordata, Aves, Gruiformes, Gruidae. Gene Ontology annotation, cellular component: cytoplasm. Gene Ontology annotation, biological process: protein deubiquitination; ubiquitin-dependent protein catabolic process.